AGGCAGCUAAGUGCAGUAUGGGGUAGCAAAACCAGUUUGAACUUGGAGCACAGUGUGUGACAGGGACUCGUUUGGCUUUUCUUAAUGAGGGAUGGCAAUUUGUUAGAGGCUAAAUUGUAAAAUGUUUGUGUUUGUAAUGGUUUUGUGAGUGACUGCUUGUUGCAGGUUGUGAGUUACUCUCUGUUUGAUUGAAUCAGAUCUGGCUUUGUUCAUCUGGUCUUUUCAAUGUGGAUACUAUAAGGAAAAAGUGAUUUUAGAAUUCAACCACAGUACAUAUUGAAUCUUGUUUGUGAAGCAGCCUUUGCUUAGUGCAUGAUUUCUUCUUUAGAUGUAUUCCUUGCUGACAAAGUUAUGUGACUAGGACCAUGCAAACGAUUUCAUUAUGCCCCAAAGUACUGCACAUCACAGAGAAAGUAUUGUGCAUGCUGCAGUAAGUUCAGACAGUGCUUUUUCUAUAUAUUUCUCCUAGGUCCUGCUGGGAAUUUAUUCACAGAAGUUUUCAUGCAGUUUUGUAAGAAGAAUAGUAAUUUUUACAUGUUGCUUUACUGCACUUUUUAUUGUUCAUCACCUAUUAUUGAGGUGUGAAAGUGGUUGGGUGAAUUUUAUGGACAAUUUUACUAUUUACUGAUAUGGAGGAGAGAGUCAAGAAACAUCAGAUAUGGGGCAAAAAGAAAAAAAGUCUAAAUAAUGGUCACUUUGGGAGCUGGAAUUCUUCAAAGUAACUUUCCUAAAAAUGGUAGCUAUUGGCCUGUGAGAAUGACAUCACUCUUCUCUGCCUCCAAGCAAGGCAAAAUAGAGUUUGUUGAGUAAAAUGUAAUUAAGAGCUAUGCUUAUAUAAGAAGAGCCAACCUAUCUAAUUAAUUGUGUGGUAAUGAAGUUAUUGACUUAAUAUCUGUAAAUUAAUGAGCCUUUUCUCCCAGUUAUAUCUCCUGUAGAAGCUAUAACUUGUACCUCCGGAGAAAAGCUGUUGGAUUUCACUACAUCCUCCCUUUUACCAGCCAAAAAGUCACUGUCUGAGGCAGAAUCAUUCUUUGUUUAUCUGGCCACAGAUAAGACUCAAAUCCACCCCAUUACAGCAGGACUUGCUUGCAUGACUUUUUGUCUAAGAGUGCAGUGAAUAAUGCCUUAUUGCUUUCCAAGAGUUCCAGCUUCUAGCUGAGACAAGGAGAAAGGUGCUGUACACCCAGCUGCACUGGCAGUGGGAGGCAACUGAGACGAGUGUCUGUUUGUCCCCAGUCGAGCCAAAAGGAGGUGGACAUUGCCUGUUCCACAGGCAGUCUCUCAGCAGGGCUGCAGCUGCUGUGUGGGACCGGUGUGGUGAGCACCGUCCCUUCCUUCUCCUCCAGGGACACAGCAAUGCCUCCCUCUCUCCAGGACAGGGCUGCACCUCGCACAGCCCUGAGCUAGUGACGGCUGAACAAGACAGGAUUGAGCAUGUGAGGGUGGUGUUAUCCCUAGGAAACAGGCUCUGUCUCACUAGCUAAUAACUGAAAUGUUUCUUUGUGCACCACCAAGUACACAAGAGUGCAGAAAGGGGUUAAAAAUGACUCUGAACAAUGUUACCAUGCGUCGCACCCACAACAGCAGUCUGCACCAGCAGCAGCAGCGAUGGAGCAUCCCUGCCGAUGGAAAGAAUCUGCUGGUCCAGAAAGACUCCAAUGAGUACAACCCACAGAAACGAUACACCAUCAGUCCUGAUGAAUAUUACAGAAGGAGCUGGUCCUCGGAGUCAUCCGACUCCGUCAUCUCCUCCGAGUCUGGCAGCAGCUGCUACCGGGUGGUGCUGAUCGGGGAGCACGGCGUGGGCAAGUCCUCGCUGGCCAACAUCUUUGCAGGGGUGCAUGACAGCAUUGACAGUGACUGUGAGGUGCUGGGAGAAGACACGUAUGAAAGAACUCUGAUGGUGGAUGGGGAAAGUGCGACUGUUGUACUGCUCGACAUGUGGGAUAAUAAGCGUGAGGGAGAAUGGAUUCGAGACCACUGCAUGCAAGUGGGAGAUGCCUACUUGAUUGUCUACUCCAUCACAGACCGAGCAAGCUUUGAGAAGGCCUCUGAACUCAGAAUACAGCUCCGCAGGGCACGCCAGAAAGAAGAUAUCCCCAUUAUUUUGGUUGGCAAUAAAAGUGACCUUGUCAGAUGCCGUGAAGUUUCAGUGGCAGAGGGGCGAGCCUGUGCCGUGGUGUUUGACUGCAAGUUCAUUGAGACCUCAGCAGCCGUGCAGCACAACGUGAAGGAGCUGUUCGAGGGCAUCGUGCGGCAGGUCCGGCUCCGGAGGGACAGCAAGGAAAAGAACGAGAAACGACUGGCACUACAGAAACGGAGAGAGAGCAUCCCCAAGAAAGCCAGGCGGUUUUGGGGCAAAAUAGUUGCCAAGAACAACAAGAACAUGGCCUUCAAACUCAAAUCCAAGUCUUGCCAUGACCUAUCAGUACUUUAAGAACACUGGACUCUGCCAGAGCUUGUGGCAUUUUGUGGACAUUAUCUAACCUUGUCAUAGGACAAUCAAUCAAUCUAUAUUAGAUUGGGCUAUCAGUGACUUAGGUUCACAGUUGUGAUUGUGAUGAUAUGUGCUGGCAUAAGAACAGCACAAUGCAUGGAAAUAUCUCUUCCUUUUUUUUUUUUUUUCCUCCUUUUGGUCAGUAGUUUUAAAAGAAAAUUAUAGACCAGAAUGACCCAAAAUUAUGCUGGGAACUGUUCUGGAAUACACCUGUUCUUUCUCCUCUCACCUUUGGAUAAUAGUGUAAGAACCUCAAAUGCCAUAACUUGGGAAGUGAAUACUACUGUCUUUACUCUUUCUCCUUGUUAUUAAUAUUUCAUUUUUAAAACUGUGUAAAGAAUUGAGGAACUGACUGGAGAUUGGUCCCUUGUCAGUUGGCUGGUCAGGCUUGAGCACCCACAGCUGAAAAAAAAUGCAUUUUUGUAGAAUAAGCACAAAGACACCUGUUUGUAUGUUUGGUAUUUUUUCUUUAUUUCAAGGAUUAGUUUCAGUGAGUUUACACAUCUCUUACUUUGAAAAUAUUUAAAGGAAAAAUCCUGUAGUCAAACAAAUUUUCCUCUCCUGUUUUCAUAUUAUGGAACUAUUUAAAAAUCAUAGUAAAAUUAAAGUGCAAGUUGUAUCAAAGUGCAUCAAGUGCAGGAUGCCAAACCUUUAAAAAUCACCUGAGCUUUUUUAUGCCACCACAUGGACUUCUUGUAUCUAUCCUUGGCCUUUCUCUGUGCCAGAGCUAUGCUGUAUUUAUUGUUGUGCAAAAUAACAAGCAUUUUAAUGUUGAGGGGAAAUGUAUUUAUUACCAAUUUUAUUAAGAUAAUAAUGUUAAUUUUAUUACUGUUUUCUAUCUAAUAUCUUUUUUCAGAUAUGCAAGUUUUUACUUACAUGCCUUGUAAUAAAAUAAAUAAAAUAUA
Messenger RNA from Parus major (Great Tit), 3402 nucleotides. It is a transcript of the gene GEM, whose product is annotated as GTP binding protein overexpressed in skeletal muscle. Gene Ontology annotation, molecular function: GTP binding; GTPase activity; calcium channel regulator activity. Gene Ontology annotation, cellular component: plasma membrane. The record is from RefSeq and is a predicted model, not a curated record. The transcript has 5 exons. Bases 1493 to 2437 code for a protein of 314 amino acids. Gene Ontology annotation, biological process: negative regulation of high voltage-gated calcium channel activity. NCBI's taxonomy places the organism in Eukaryota, Metazoa, Chordata, Aves, Passeriformes, Paridae.